Molecule: messenger RNA, 4378 nt
Organism: Achroia grisella
Lineage: Eukaryota; Metazoa; Arthropoda; Insecta; Lepidoptera; Pyralidae
Gene: Blm
Product: recQ-like DNA helicase Blm
Exons: 22
Coding region: 124-4302 (1392 amino acids)
Biological process (GO): double-strand break repair via homologous recombination; DNA replication
Cellular component (GO): chromosome; nucleus; cytoplasm
Molecular function (GO): nucleic acid binding; ATP binding; 3'-5' DNA helicase activity
Source: RefSeq, a predicted model, not a curated record
AUCACAUUUGAAUUUCAAUCUAAUUUCUAUUUUGAUUAAUUAUUGUUUGUAUUUUCCUUUGAAUUUUAAUACUUUAAUCAAUUUAUGUGUAGGUUAUGUAAUUAUUAAAAUUAAUUUUAGAAGAUGGAUUUAAAAGAAAAGUACUCUUUAUUAAAUUUUGUUAAGAAAGUUAGCAAAGAUUCAUCGAAUGAUAUACGCCUGAGCACCAAUGACCAACAAGUAUCAUCAGAGAAAAAAUCCAAAUUUAUUUUUAAAUCAAAAUCAACAAAUUCCACAAAGUGGACACCACCAUUUAAAAAUGCUUCAACGGAGAAUGUGCCAAAAUUUGCCAGUUCAAAAGAACUGUCUACAUCACCAAAUGUAUUACCAAGAAAUUAUGUCACCAACCAUCCAAUUGGAGAACAAAUUAAAGCAGACGAAAAUCAAAGUGUGUAUAACUCCUUUGAUGUAUUUGAUGUCAGUCCAAAAGAACUUUCUACAUCAUCAAAUGAUAUAUACGAACAAAUGAACGCAGACAAAUAUCAAAGUGUAUAUGAUGACUCCAUUGAUGCAUUCCAUGAUUAUGAUAUGGACUCUUUUCUACAUGUAUACAAAACAUCUACGACAUCGCCAUUAAAAAAUAAAUCUAUACGAAUAAGUGCAACACCUAGUCCUACAAAAAAAAUAUCGGAACAAUACAGUUCGACGGGUAAAAAUGUUUUAAAAACGCCAGAGAAAACCAGUUCCGAUGAAAAACCUAGAAGUUUAAAAUUGGAUACGUCAUUGAAAGGUUUUUUAUUCAACAUAUCGACCAAUCCUGCUGUAAAGAAAACAAAAAUGAAAAAAAGCUUACAAGAUAUAGAGGAAUGCAAGACCCUGUACAUAGAAAUAUUAGAAAAAGUGUUUAAUGCCUUUGAUAGAAUACCAAAUAAAACAAAAGAAACAUUACCUGGAUAUAAUAGUACCAUAUAUUCACAUCUUAAAUUUUGGAGAAAUAGAUUGAAAUCAGCCAUAAAACAGACAACUAGUAAAAACACAAGUCCACAGAAGGCCAGGCACCAAAGUGACCAAAUAAUUAAAGCUGAUUGUGACUUUAAAAGAAAUUUGUCUGAAUCUCCAUCAUUAUUAAACAACCAUGAGGAUUAUGAUUUGAAAGAUUUUGUUAUAAAAAGUAGUCCGAUUUUUAUUAAAAAAUCUGUCAAGGCAGAACAUACACAAGCAGACAGAAGUAAUUUUAGUUACGAUGUUGGACCUAGUAGUUCAACAUUAUUAGGUAAAUCGGUCAAGAAAUCGUUGUCUUAUGAUGCAUUUUCACCUUCUAACUCGAUCAUAAAUUUAGAUGCAACUACUGAGUCUGAUGCUGACAACUUGGAUACACCCUCAAAUGUUAAAGGAAAGGGCAAAUUCGUAUUCAAGAGACCAUCGCGAAUUAUCACAGAGGAGUCUAAUAACAAAUCAAUAUCAAGUCCCAUAAUUUCAAGUACCGCUCAAAAACUAAAGAAUGCUUUAGAAACUUUAAAGCCUUUAGUAGAUCGAGAGCCACCAAAAGUGUUGCCAGUAGCAAAUAGUUCUGUAAACUUCCAGCCUCCUCAAGUAAGUAGAAGCUCCUUACUUUCUACCAAUACCAUUGUAGAUGAACCACUUAAUGAUGAUUAUCCCCUAUUGGAUGAAGAGGAAACGGAUGUAUAUUCAGUACCAGUUGAUAUAGAUGUUGAUGUUGAAUUUACACAUGGCUCAAGUGAUUCUGUUGUUAUUGAAAGUGAUCAUAAUAAAGUUGCGGAAGUGGUAAACAAUAAAGAGAUACCAGUAGAUGAAGACGGUUGGCCAGAAUACAGGAUGGAAGAUUUUGAGGAUGGUAAUAUGAAUUCGGAUAGCAAAAAAUCAGAGGUAGAGGUUUUUAUGGACACAUCAUUAGGGGAAGAGGACAAUAAACCCAAAUACGAGGGAAUGGGCGAUUUCAUUGAAGGCACUAAAAAUGAUGGUAUCACAGGUGAAUUUGAUGGUUUGAACUACCCACACUCGUCGCUGAUGAUGGAGGUGUUCAAGGAGAAGUUUGGUCUGAAGACAUUUCGUCCCAACCAGCUGCAGGUGAUAAACGCGACGCUACUCGGACACGACUGCUUCGUUCUGAUGCCCACUGGAGGAGGCAAGUCCCUGUGUUACCAACUACCUGCGAUAUUGACCCCAGGCGUGACGAUCGUGAUAUCGCCACUCAAAUCGCUUAUACUGGACCAGGUCAACAAGUUGCUGUCCCUAGAUAUCCCGGCAGCGCACUUGAGCGGCGACAUGAGCGCUGCGGAAGCAGACGAGGUGUACCACAAAUUGUCAAUGCGCGAGCCGCUACUGAAGCUGCUAUAUGUCACCCCGGAGAAGAUCAGCAGCUCACCCAAGUUCCAAGAUGUCCUCACCACUCUCUACUCGAGGGAUAAGAUCGCUAGGUUCGUGGUAGACGAGGCACACUGCGUGUCGGCGUGGGGGCACGACUUCCGGCCCGACUACAAGCGACUGCACGAACUGCGGCGGAGGUUCCCGCGCCCUCCCCUCAUGGCGCUCACAGCCACCGCCACGCCGCGCGUGCGCAUCGACAUCCUCCACCAGCUACAGGUGACCAAAUGCAAAUGGUUCAUGUCCAGCUUCAAUCGGCCGAACCUCAUAUACAAGAUACUGAAGAAGAAACCGAAAACAGUCAACGACGAAGUUGCUGCGGUUAUCAAGGAGAAGUAUUUCAGACAGUCGGGCAUCGUGUACUGCCUGUCGCGCAAGGAGUGCGACGAGCUGGCGACGUCGCUGCGGCGCGUGGGGCUGCAGGCGGCCUCCUACCACGCCGGGCUCUCCGACAAGCAGCGCGGGGCCGUGCAGGCCGCCUGGCUCGCGGACAGGCACAAGGUGAUCUGUGCAACGAUAGCGUUCGGCAUGGGCGUGGACAAGGCGGACGUGCGGUUCGUGAUCCACCACAGCCUGCCCAAGUCGGUGGAGGGCUACUACCAGGAGGCGGGCCGCGCCGGCCGGGACGGCGAACCUGCACUCUGCCUGCUCUACUACUCCUAUGGCGACGUCGUGCGCUACCGCCGCCUGCUGGCCAUGGAACGGAACACGACUGCGGCCGCACGGCGUGUGCACGAGGAGAACCUGGCGCGGAUGGUGGAGGUGUGCGACAGUGUGGCCGAGUGUCGCCGCGCGCUAGUGCUCGGCUACCUCGGGGAGCGGUACGACCGCCGACACUGCCUCGCCGCCGCCGCCUGCGACAACUGCCGCGCGCAGCAUCGGUUCAAGCCGGUGGACGUGACGGAGGAUACGUGUGCGAUCGUGAGCUGCGUGCAGUCGUACAGCGCGCGCUACACACUGCUGCAGCUGGCGGACGCGCUGCGAGGCUCUCGACAACAACGGCUCUCCGCGCUCAUACAACAUCCCAUACAUGGACGAUGCAAGUCGUGGAACGUGAGCGACGUGCAGCGCCUGCUGCGACACCUGGUGGGGCGCGGACUGCUGCACGAGCGGGUGGUCGUCACCAACGACAUGGCCAGCGCCUACCUCCAGCCCGGACCGCACGCGCACAAAGUGAUGUCGGAGGGGCAACGCGUGGUGUUCCCGAUGAAGUGUGAGGAGAAGACGAGCGACGACGGCAGUGUGGCGCGCGGCGGAGACACGGGACAGUCUCCCGUACACGCGCUGCUGCAGCGCAUACAGGAGCGGUGCUACGCCGACCUGGUGGAGGCCUGCAGGGAGAUGGGCGAGGCGCGUGGGGUGACGCUGACGGCGGUGCUGCCGCAGGCUGCUCUGAAGGCGAUGAGUUCUCGCCUGCCGGAGACGUCGGAGGCCCUGCUGUCGUUGCCGCACAUCACGCGCGCCAACUACGACAAAUACGGCGCCGCGCUGCUAAAGAUCACCUCCGCUUACGCCAUCGAGAAGUUGGGGGUUCUUAUGCAGUACCAGGAUGAGCUGGAGGCGAAAGAGAUAGCCAAAGAGGAAUCUGAAGAAUCUGAGCCGGAGCCGAGCAGCAGUCGCGGCUCGUCGUCCGCGUCCAGUUCUCGAGCCAGGAAGACCUACCGCGGCGGCGUCAGGAAGAAGUACAAACGCAAGCAAACGUCGGCCGCGAAGAAGAAAGCUGUAAGAGGGGCCUGGGGGGCGAGCGGCAGGGGGCGCGGGGGCUACGCAGCCGCUACACCGAGCCCGAGCGGCAGCAAGUUUGUCAACAAGCUCGGGACAAUGCCGAUACCGCGGACUAACAUGGCCAACGCCCGGCCAAACGUAGCCAACACCCGGCCUGGCGUGACCAACACACGACCCGGCGUGUUCAAUCCCUCACGUCUCAAUCUCAUUUAAACUGCAUACAGUAUUUAAUUAGCAAUAAUUCAAUUAUUACAUCUCCAAUAUUGUCUUAUACCAGCAAGGAUCGUUU